AUGGAUACCAACGGGUUGAUCAGUGGCGUUCAUCACGCCGAAGCGUGGCUGUGGUGUGCAAAAACCCUCGACGCCUGGCUCAGCACAGAAUUUUGUCCAUGGGUAUCGACUUUUCAUCCCAGCAAACUCAGUUGUGAGAGAGAGCGUGGUUUCUAUGGCGGCUCAUUCAAUAUGGGGACGAAAGUGACUUUCAGUGAUGGCAGUGCAUGGUUGGUUCGUUUUGCACGCGGUGGAAACACUCGUGACGCGUAUGUCGACGAGAAGGUCGCCAUGGAAGUCAUCGCUCUUGGUCUGCUCCGGAGCAAAACAACUAUUCCGGUUCCAGAAGUGAAGGCAUGGGGUAAUGCCGCUAGCAACCCAUUCGGUAUAGGUCCUUUUAUUAUGAUGGAGUUCAUUGAAGGUGUCCGCCUCGCUACACUGGCGAAAGACCCCAAUGUCGACAGUAGCAAUGUACCCAUGAGGGAGGAUUUUCCUAUGGAAAAUAUUGAAGCCGUCUACAAGCAAAUGGCCAACUUCCUUCUCCAGAUCUUUGAACUGGACUUUGAUCGCAUCGGGAGCCUUCAAGCGACAUCUUCCGAAUUCCAACAUGAUGCACCAGUGCGACCGUUGACAUUUAAAGUGCACACAAUUCUGCAAGACGGAGAUGUUAACACCUUUGGCGACCGAAGCCGAGGGUUUACGACAGCGACAGAGUACUUCUCAUACGUGAUCGACCAGGAUUGGCAGCAGCUCAUCAAGCAGCCAAACUCAGUUCCCGGCCCACUCUGUGCCAGGGACAUGUACAAAGCGUUCUCGGCCAUGAGAGAACUGAUGCCCCAGUUGGUUCAUCCGGAAUAUGACAGAUCCAAAUUCAAAUUUAUUUGCGAUGACUUUGGCUUGGCCAACCUGAUUGUUCGCAGUGAAGAGGACAUGACCAUUGUCGGAGUCAUAGACCUUGAAUGGUCAUACAUCGGGCCUGCUCAGAUGUUAGCAUCUGCACCGUGGUGGCUUCUUCUAGAUCGACCUGUCAAUCAUGCAUGGGACUAUGAUGAGGACGACGAGCCUCCCAAGAUCAUUGAGAGAUACUUCAAACACCUGGACAUUUUCACCCGCAUCCUAGAAAAAGAGGAGGCAACGCGACCAGCUCACAAGGACAAAGAGUUUUCUCGCCUGCUAAAGUGGUCGCGCGAGUCUGGAGCAAUGUGGCUGCAUAUUGCUGUGACAUGUGCCGGCAAUGAUGAUAGCAGCUUUAUUUUUCGGUAUCUGCGAGAUUCUUUGGAGCCCCAGUGGACGGAACACACAGAUCAAGUUGACGAUGAAGAGAUUGAAGCAUUCAGAGAACUAAAGAAGAAAGAAUUGGAGUUGUACAAGGAGGCUUAUGAGGAUAUGCAGAAGAACCUCAAGCUGAUGGAAGACGGCGUUAUCACGAAGCUCGAGUUCGUUGAGAAAUACUCGGCGAAAUAA
Molecule: messenger RNA, 1443 nt
Organism: Penicillium angulare
Lineage: Eukaryota; Fungi; Ascomycota; Eurotiomycetes; Eurotiales; Aspergillaceae
Product: phosphotransferase family protein
Exons: 2
Coding region: 1-1443 (480 amino acids)
Source: RefSeq, a predicted model, not a curated record